AUGAUAUGGGAGCACCAACUCCAAAAAGUCGAAAAAGUAAAUCGUAUUGAUAUUCCACCUUCUUUGAAAACUAAUGGCGGUGCUGGUGAGGGUUCACAACAUUUAAGUCCGAGUGGAAUUAUUCCAAAUCAUCCAGAAGUUAAAACAGAUGAACAAUUGCCGUUGUAUUGUGAUCCACCAAACCCGUGUCCAUUAGGAUUUGGAGCGGAUGAUUGUGAUGCCUCAUCAAUGGAGAAAUUUACUGCAGAGUAUAGUCGACAUUAUCAAUCAAGUCAAGACUGUGAAUGUGAUGAUGAUCAUAAUGAAUGUUCAACAAACAACAAUAUCGUAGUAGGCUAUGCUCUUCCAACUAACGGUAUAUUGAAACGGUCACGACGAAUACGAAGAGAUAUCAGAAGGAAACAACAACAAAAACAUCAAAAUAACACAAAACCUACAAAUCCAUAUAAAGAUGGUCAACACCUUUAUUUUCAUGUUGCGAAAAAAUCACCAAUGUACUAA
Messenger RNA from Didymodactylos carnosus, 501 nucleotides. The record is from the annotation of a GenBank genome assembly. NCBI's taxonomy places the organism in Eukaryota, Metazoa, Rotifera, Eurotatoria, Philodinida, Philodinidae.